Esox lucius (northern pike) is the source of this 5728-nucleotide messenger RNA. RefSeq names its product nectin-2. NCBI's taxonomy places the organism in Eukaryota, Metazoa, Chordata, Actinopteri, Esociformes, Esocidae. The record is from RefSeq and is a predicted model, not a curated record. The transcript has 7 exons. Bases 404 to 2005 code for a protein of 533 amino acids.
GUCGCUGCCAUUAUGACAUCACAUCAGUCAACCAGGCCGAUUGUGCGUGGGUCGUGGAUUCUCAAAGUAGGCUAGUCCAGUUGAGAGAGUGCAUCCGGGCAGUCUACUUCUCAUUAUCUUGAAAUAUUUGUAUCUAACGGAAAAAUAUUCACCUGUGUGCUUCUGUUGUAAGCAUCCCUUGGACGGACUGGAGGAUUUGUAUACAUUUGAACAAGCUCCGAGAGAAGCGCGGUCGACGAAAGGACGUUUUAAUUAGACUUAUUAUUAGUUCUCGGUUAAGUUUUACUAGAGAAAAUACUCGGAUAUCAGAGCUUAACAGGCCAAUUGCUUUUGUCUACAAAGUACGAUUAAUUUAAAUCAGAUUUUUUGGUGGCGUACUGGGUUUUCAGGCGCACGGACAAGCAUGGCGAGAGGGGACGGUCGGAAUUGUCAUGACUUCAUAAAUAUAAUCGGACUGUUCAGCUUGGUCACGUUGCUGACUUUUCAAGGGGCGGAGUCUCAGCGGGUGAAGGUGGAUCCUGAGGUGAUGUCAUACCCGAGCCAGACGGUCACCCUGAGGUGUGCCUUCAUGGAGGUUGGAGGGAUACAGCUCACACAGGUGUCCUGGAUAUAUGAGACCAAGGACGGCCAGAGGAUUAACGUUGCUGUGUACCACCCUAACUUUGGACCCAGCUACCCCUCGUCCCCCCUGUCUGGGCGUGUCAACUUCACCACAACCCCGCCCUCCCUCCUAAGUCCUUCAAUCCAAAUCUCUGAUGUCCAGAUGACUGACGAGGGGAAAUACAUCUGUGAAUACGCCACCUACCCCAGCGGAAACGAGCAGGGCAUUACCACACUGGUCAUGCUAGCCAAACCCAGGAACUCCGGCUCUGUGGUUAAUGUAGUAGCCCCCUCUGUUGCCACGGGAGUCCAGCCUGUUGUCGUGGCUCGCUGUGAGUCGGCCGACGGUCGCCCCGCCUCCCAGAUCACCUGGGUGACGGCUGUUAACGGCAAUGCUACCUCUGUCUCUACGUCGGGCGCUAACAACACCGUGACAGUAACCAGCCAGUACAUGCUGGUUCCCACAGCAGCAGACAACGGCAGAGACAUCAGCUGUGUGGUGGCCCACCGGACCCAGGCCAAGCCGGACAGGAUCCCCAUGAAACUAGCUAUCGAGUUCCAACCCCAGGUAACUAUCGUAGGCUAUGAUGACAACUGGUACCUGGGUCGGACCAAUGUGGCCCUGACCUGUCAAGCGGCUGCCAAUCCCAUUCCAACCACUGUCACCUGGAAGACCAUGUCCGGUCAGCUGCCUGAGACAGUCCAGGUCAACCAAAAUGUGCUCACCGUGCUGAAGGUGGAUGAACUGGUCAACACCACCUUCAUCUGUGAGGUCAACAACAGACUGGGCACCGGCAAGGACCAGGUCACUGUGAUGGUCAGGGAACCCUCUGCCAUCUCAUCCAAUGCUGGCGUGGUGGCGGGUGCUGUGAUUGGCUGUUUCCUGGCCCUCCUCCUCGUCGCCGCUCUCAUCGCCAUCCUGGUCACCCGCAGUCGCCGGCAACAGCAGGGUUACCGCGGCAACCCCGGCUCCUAUGACAAGAACCUGCGCAUCUUUGGCGGCGGGAAAAAGUCUAGCAAGAAUGGGACGGGCGCUGGCGCCGGGGGCAACGGGGCGGGUGGCAACAACAAUGGCCCCAUCUACGUGUACAACGACAGUGCGCAACAGGGCCUGACUGAGAAGCCCAACCAUCAUGUGCCGCUGCACCUGGGUGGGCGUGGCGAGGAGGUGGUUACCACGGCGCAGGACAUCCUGCUGAGCAGCGAGCUGGACGAGGCUGAGAGGAGGAAGUUUGACGAGCUCGAUGACGAGGAGGAGAGGUAUGACCACUUCGGUGUGGGCGGGCCCAUACUGCAGCUCCGCCCACCCCACGACCAGGAUGGAAUUAUGGGCGGCUACCUUGACGACGACAUGGAGUCGCAGCGCGAUGGGUCGGUCAUCUCACGGACUGCGGUGUACGUGUAAACCGAGAACGAGAAGAGGAGGAGGAGGAAGAGGGGAAAUGGGGUUGGAAGGAGGAGGGGGAGUGUCUUGCUUCCAGUGGACUUGAUUGUUGGUUGAUAUGACACUGGAUACCACUUUUAUUUUUUCAAAAGAUUUUAAAUAUAUUUGGAAACAUCUCACAACGCAGCUUGGAGAGAGAGCAAGAUGAACUGGUUAAGGGAGGGAACAAAAAAUGGAAGAUGAGUAUACUGUCGAAGUAUGCUCCCUGUUCCCAAUAGGAAGAAAACACUCACAUGGUAACCAUCCUAAAAAACAAAAGUCAAAGAAAUGUUGAAACAAUCUUACACUGCUUCUCUGUCGUUGUGCUCUUUCUUUCGCUUGCUUUGGGACCUUUAAGAUUGACACUUCCUGAAAGAGACACAUAAAGUUGGGACUGUGGAGUUAAAAUUUUAUCUCUGUGCAGCUGUUCCUUCUCACUAAAAUGUUUCCUCACUUUUACUUAAUACACAGUAGCAUUGUAAGGGGUGUCACAAUGAAAUGGGCUACCUGCUGUUCCUGUGGGAGAGAUUUGUUCCGGCGCAACUAGCUGUGUGUUUCUACUGUAUGUGACUGGGGAGGUGUAGGCAGGGAAAGCGCUUAAUGUAGUUGUAGCAAAGUAUAGCGUCUGAAAGUUUGUAUGUUGAAGUAGGCCAUGCCAGUCUAGCCAUCACUCUCUCCAUCACUCUCUCCAUCACUCUCUCCAUCACUCUCUCCAUCACUCUCUCUCGGUCUCAUCACUCUCCCUAUUGUGCCAUGAACUGGACAUUUUGUUUUGGACAUAAUGAAACUAUGAACUAGGUAGUGAAGAGUGGCAGUUAUCAAGAUGAUGGUUGAGGGAAUAAAGUGUCCCUCCUGUCAUCCCUGAAGAAACUGGUAGAGAGGGAUGAUGAAGGGAUGAUUCCAGUUUGGUCAUGCCUGAAGAGACUGGUAGAGAGGGAUGAAACUGAGAUGGUUCCAGUCAUCCCUGAAGAGACUGGUAGAGAGGGAUGAGGAUGACUUGAUGGAUGGAUCUGAAACAGGGAUGUUCUUUCCCAGGAAGAGUUCAAUUGCCAACAAGCCAUUAAAACACUACAGAGCUCAUUGGCCGCUUUGACCAAGCAAAGUGCCUGCGAGGCUGAAUAAACCUGGGUCAGCUAGUGGGUCCUGGCCAGCCAGCGGCCAUGGGGUCAUACUGUGCACUGUCCCGCUGUGAUCAUGUCCCUUUAACAUUGUGCUGAGACGGCCCCCGUGGGGGUCAGCGAAGCACUCACAGUGCGUGAUCACACGCCUCCUGUGACCCAACGAUGUAUCGCUAACAGGGUUACUGGCUCUCCUGUGGUUGGCCGGUAUGACAGGUGUGUGUGUGGGGGGGGGGGGGGGUCACAGUGGAGGAAGGAGAGGGACAGGAAGGGAAAGAGGACGGCCAAGAUUCUGACGGAUCGCUGCGCAUGUUUCCUAAACAUUAGUACUUGACAAAAUCACUGCCUGAGUCAGAGUUGAUAGUAUUUAACCUCAGAAUAGGCAAAUAUCUCCGUCCUACAGUCACCCUGUAGAUUCAGCCCACACACCUCUAAUGAAUUAUACGUCAUGACUGCUUGGAAAACAUAGCUCCUAGCUUUGCACUUGUGCCCGCUACUUGUGUUUGUAUGAAAGUGGUUGUCUGAAGAAAUAUUGAUAAUGUGCUUGGGUUUGUAAUGUGUAUAAAUGGGAGCAAGGAAGCUGAGUUGUGUGUGUAUAUUUUGCUGUGCAGUUCAUGUAUACAGUACUAUAGUGAAUCUUUUUUUUUUUGUCAAACUCCUGUGAAAAAUGUGUAAAUAAUGUGUGUAUAGAGUUGAUGAAGGAGCUGUAUCUGGCCACGGUCAGCCCAGAGGGGCUAACAGCACGGGUGAAAAGUGACCCUCACAGCAGGAGCCAGGUGCCCAAGUCUGCUGAAAACAUUUAAUUCAGACACGUUGCAAUGCAUUGAAUUCUAUUUCGACACAUCUUUUCUAUCUGCGUUCCUGCCAAAACACUGGAGAAGAGAAGUCUGUUUCUGGACGGUGAACAGGGUCAAGGUAAACUCUUAUCAACUGUGCUGCCUUGAGGGACAACACGACCGAGUGGAGCAGAUCACUGUUUGAGGAGGAAUCCCCUCCCUCUCUGCUUUUGUGCGCUCACUUGACGAGACUGUGGCCUGCUUAACAGAAACCCCUUGCUGUAGUUGACUUGCGUCAUGGUUCAGCUAAGAUCAAAGUAUCAAUCCGAGCCAGUACUGCUGUACUGAGAAUGUAACCCCUUUAAACAGAACACUCUUCGAUGACAUUGCCUAGGAUGGAUGAUGCACAUGAAUCUCCAGACAAUGGCUGACUGACAACAGGAUCACAAGUGAACUGACUGGAUUGGCUGGGCAACCAACAUACUUAAGAUGGCUACACACACACACACACACACACACACACUUUAAUCAGAUAGAACAUGUCCUUUGGAGGCAGUGAUCUGUGCUGUCUCUGAGUCAGUGCUGUGUGUGUAGCUCAGGGGCUUUGGGACAUCUCUGUGCCAGAGGGAGUGUAACCUGAAUGGUCACUUCCUGCCCCCUUUGUCUCUUCGAGGUAGAGGACAUAUUACUGUACGCUGUCCCCUGCAGCCUGAUCUCACACACACACACACACACACACACACACACACACACACACAGGGAAACAGCAAGACAUGCCUUCCCCCAAAUUAAUACCUACACACACACCUUUAGUUACAUUGAGCAAAACCAUUCCAACUGUAAUGGUCCCUGACACCCACAUUAAACUCUGUCAGAACGUUCACACAACCAUUCUGUUCUCCAGAGGCGGAGGGGUGUAUGCUUGUACUCACUUUCCUCUUACCCAAUGUUAGGGAUUUAAAGAAAAUGCCUUUUGAGAACACUUUGUGAGAAUGCUCUGUGCCGUUUUCCCUCUCUCUCCCUUUCUGAGUGCAAAGCUUUCACUAAAAUACCCAAUUUGCCAAUUCCUGACCUCCACUGACUAGUCUUAAACUAAAAGGCUUUUAGAAAAGCACUAACCAACCGAUCUCUUUACAGCAGGUUUUGUGUUUUUUUCAGGAAAUCUACUUCUUUUGACCUUCACCUCUGCUAUCUGGCACAGAGGUUUUAAAAUGAGAACGCUUUUAGGAAAUUCACUAGAUUUUCUAGAACUGGGACUAGCACAACAUGAGGUUUUACUGAGUAUUUUUAGAUCAUCUCCAUCAUUGUCCUGGGGCUCUAAACGCUGACUAAUCGAAGCCUUCAUUUCCUUGUCGCCUCGAUCACUCAGCUAUGAAACCACGCCCCCUGACAUGUACAUAGUAUAGAUAUAUAAAUACAGAAUCUAAUGAAGGAGGCCAUUACUAAUGUAUGGUACUGCAUCUCAGCAGCAGGCAUAAAGGAUAUUCUCUUCUGUAUUGAUGUUCACUUGACAAACCCUUAUCUUUCUCUUUUUGCAGUGCUUUAUAAUUAUGUUUCUGGAGUGCUUUAUUUCUCGACUGCUUUGCUGUGAUUUACUAGGCCAAACACGCUCACAACCUUUGGCUGGACGACAUGGUGCAUGGUGCCAGCUCAACAAUCUUAAUACAAAAUGGGCUUUUUAUUCGCUGUCUUGUGUGAACUUGUUUUAUUUAAACAAAAAAUGAAUCAUUUGAAAACUUGCUGUGACUGUCUUUCUAUUUUCUUUUUGUAUUUGGUUGCCAUUAAAGUUCUCUUGAUUUUUAAACGGUGAA